Rhopalosiphum padi (bird cherry-oat aphid) is the source of this 1773-nucleotide messenger RNA. RefSeq lists its product as uncharacterized. Lineage: Eukaryota; Metazoa; Arthropoda; Insecta; Hemiptera; Aphididae. The coding region runs from base 1 to 1773 and encodes 590 amino acids. The transcript has 6 exons. The record is from RefSeq and is a predicted model, not a curated record.
AUGAGUGCUUCAAACAAAAUGAAAUGGUUUUGUGUAAAUUGUAAAGAUUUUAAUUCUGAAUCAGGUGCUGUAGUAAAUCAAGUAAAAAACUGUUCACAUUCUGAUAAAAUAUUAUCGGAUCUGAAAGAUUCGGUUAACUUCUUGAUCGGUGUUCCAGAACAAGAAAAUGAAGAUUGUUGCAAAAUAGUUGAAGAAAUGUCAUUGGCAUUAGGAGAAGCUGUAUCAGUUACAUCUGCAUAUCGCUACCGGUCCAAAGUGCCAAAUAAAAUUGGAAAAAUUGUUGCUGUCUUAAGCAGCUAUAAAAAUAAAAAAUCGUUGAUGGAGAUGUCAAGAAAGAAAAAACUUAAAGCAAAAAAUGUCAAUGCAAACUGGAAUGAUGAAGAUGAGUUACUACUAUUUUUGCAAAAUGAUUCAGAUUUCCAUUUAGACGUAAUUGUGUUAACGGAAACCUGGCACGAUCCUAAAAAUUGUAUUUAUUCUUUACCUGGGUCACCCUCGGAUAUAAUUAAUGAAUUUUUGACUCGUUUAGAAGCUAUAUUAAUGUCAGAUAAAGACAUUGUUGAUAGCACUAUGACUAUCUUAUUAGGUGAUAUUAACAUAAAUAUAAUAGGUAAUGAUAAUGUUGAGAAUAAUUACCUUGACUUAUUAUCAUCUAAUGGUUUUAGUUCUCUUAUUAACCGUGUUUCUGGAGACCCUAAAAACACAUGGAAAUUAAUAAAAAAUCUAACUAAUAAACCAAAUACUGAUAAUGAUAUCAUAAAACGCCUUAACUAUAACGGGAACAUUAUUGAUGCACAAAAAGAACCUUUAACUGCGUCCAAUCAUUUAAAUAUGUUUUUUUCCACUAUUGGACAAAAUCUAGCAAAUAAAAUAGAUAAAUGUUUUGAUGAAGUUUCUGAUGAGCGUACACCAGUGAUCAAUUUCAACAAUUUUUUCUCGGUAAAAAUACACUCGAUGGAAAUCAUGAAUAUAAUAAAUCAUUUUAAAGACGAUGUGGCCUGUGGUUUUGAUAAAAUUAAUGUCAAAAUUUUAAAAAACUUAGCACCGUAUAUAAUAAAUCCUUUAACACACAUAUUCAAUUUAAGUCUGAGACUGGGUAUUUUUCCAGAUAAAUUAAAAGUAGCAAUAAUUAAACCUCUACAUAAAGGUGGUGAUAAAGAAAAUAUGAACAAUUACCGACCAAUCUCUAUGUUGAGUAGUUUUUCAAAAAUUUUUGAAAAAAUUAUCAAAGCUCGUUUGAUAGAUUAUCUGGAAAAUAACAGUCUUCUUUCUAAAAAUCAAUAUGGAUUCAGACCUAGGAGAAGUACCGAAGAUGCUUUAUAUGCUGUCACAACAUUUAUUUCUAAAGCACUCGAUAAAGGUGAUAAAGCAUUAGGUAUAUUUCUAGAUUUAGCGAAAGCUUUCGAUACUGUAGAUCAUAGUUUAUUAAUUAAAGUUUUCAGUAGUUAUGGUAUAAAUGGUAUUUGUUUAAACUGGUUCAAAAGCUAUCUAAAUAAGAGGAAACAAAUUACAAAUAUGAAUGGAGUUUUGGGACAGGUAAAUGAAGUUAUGUAUGGUGUACCUCAAGGUAGUAUUCUAGGUCCAAUUUUGUUUAUUAUGUACAUUAAUAGUCUAUGUGAUAUGAGAGUUGAUGGAAAAAUAGUUGUAUAUGCGGAUGAUACAUGUCUGUUAUUAUCAAGUAGGAGUGUUCCGAUGGAGGCUCAUAUGUCCCAUUAUUCGUGCAUAGACAAUAAUGAUAAUGGUAUGAUAAUGUACCGUAAUAAAAAGGAUUAG